Letharia lupina is the source of this 2847-nucleotide messenger RNA. RefSeq lists its product as uncharacterized. The coding region runs from base 1 to 2847 and encodes 948 amino acids. Lineage: Eukaryota; Fungi; Ascomycota; Lecanoromycetes; Lecanorales; Parmeliaceae. The transcript has 2 exons. Gene Ontology annotation, molecular function: ATP binding; ATP hydrolysis activity; ABC-type transporter activity. Gene Ontology annotation, cellular component: membrane. The record is from RefSeq and is a predicted model, not a curated record.
AUGUGUGAUAUUACCAACAGAAAAAUUCUGGACCAGUUGAAAGAGCGGUAUCCGCAAGCCACCUUUUCUUGCAACGCGGAGGACGAGACGUGCAACUUCCAAUUCUGGGUCGGUCAAGAGGAAUCCUUCUACUGCGCCCUCGAUACUUGUUCCUAUAGCUCAAAGAACGAAUACGACAGGAAUACUACAAGCUAUAAAUGCGAGCAUAUCAAGUGCGCCUGUGUUCCAGGUCGCAUGCUCUGUGGAGAAGAAGGAUCAAUCGAUAUCGGAGACUUUCUGACGGAAGAGAUCAAAGGUCCAGCGUCAUUCUCAUCAAUCAGGACGGAGGGCGGAAGCAGCAAAGACGGGAGCAAGUUCGAGGAACCAGCAAUGAACAAUCUCAUCAAGAGCGUGUUCGGAGACGAGUCUAUUACCUUGCAAUGCUCUUGGGGAGAGUGCCUAUACCGAACAGACGUCCCAGGCUAUACCAGGCCAGUCAAGAAGAUCAACACACCGUUGAUUGCUGGUGUGAUUGCUGGAUGUGCCUUAUUUGUCGUAUUGGUGAUCCUGCUGGUUUGGUAUUUGUCCAGGAGGCAGCUCAAACAUGGACCCAUUUAUCUGUCAGACGAUUCAGAUGACGAUCUGGCCCAGAUGAUGGCCGAACACAAACCAGCAUCACUACAAUUUGACGAUGUGUCUUACAACCUAAACGGGAAGCAGAUUCUGUCGGGUGUUCAGGGUAUCGCCCUACCUGGCCAAUUGAUGGCUAUCAUGGGUGCAUCAGGAGCCGGCAAGACUACAUUCCUCGAUAUCUUAGCAAGAAAGAACAAGCGUGGUAUUGUCGAGGGGAAUCUCUACGUCAAUGGGGAAAAAGUCAUUGACAAUGAAUACCGAAGUGUUGUCGGUUUCGUGGACCAGGACGACACGAUGCUCCCAACUUUGACCGUCCAUGAAACCAUCAUGACGAGUGCUCUGCUUCGACUACCUCGAGACAUGAGCAUUUUGGUCAAGGAACAGCGCGUUUAUGAAGUCGAGAAGCAGCUCGGAAUCAGCGCCAUUAAAGACCAGCUCAUUGGAUCAGAAGAAGGUAAUGGACGUGGCAUCUCUGGUGGUGAGAAGCGUAGAGUUGGAAUCGCAUGCGAGCUGGUCACGAGCCCCAGUAUACUCUUUCUGGAUGAACCAACAAGCGGACUGGACGCUUUCAAUGCAUUUAACGUAAUUGAGUGUCUAGUAACGCUGGCAAAGAACUACAACAGGACGGUAAUUUUCACCAUACAUCAGCCUCGAUCUAACAUAGUCGCCCUCUUCGACCAUCUUGUGCUCCUCGCAAAAGGACGGACCGUUUACUCUGGACCGUAUGCCAGUUGCCAAAGCUACUUUGACCGAAUCGGGUACGCGUGUCCGCCUGGCUUCAAUAUCGCGGACUACCUUGUGGACCUCACCAUGCAUGCUCAGACAGCACAUACGCCGACUGACGAGAAUGGUCCGUCCGGGUUCGACGGAGGUAGCGAAGGUAUGCGGACUGUCAACAGUAGCGUUCGCGCCGUCAAAUCUAUAGCUAGUGCUUCAAACAUGAGCUUGGACAACAGCAGCUACGGGAGCUACAACGAGUCGAAUUUUAGACCGAAAAGCAAACGCAAACAAUCGCUGAAACAGCAGCAAGAUCGUAAACUCUUCACACGGAAGAAGAGCAGCACAGGCGUAGAAUCCCCUGCGACCCCAAAGACUGAUGAUGAGGCAUCCGAUCCUAAUGACCGCAGGAACAGUGCAGACCUGAUCAGGCUGUCAAAGCAAGAGGGCCAAGUACGCCCGCAAAUUUUGGAUGAUCCACAUCAACUUCCACCGCCAGCCUCAGGCACUGGUACUGGACUGGAUGAUCUUGUCUCGAGCUAUGCCAGCUCAGACGUUGCUGGAUCAGUUCGAGACGAUAUCAACGCUGCUGUCAGCAGUGCAUCGAAUGCAAACGGUUCAUCCAAUGGUCAGCCUAGUCAUGCGAGAGUCGCAUCAGGUGCUAUGAAAGGCUACCGACGCGUGGGCUGGAUCAGUCAAUUCACGAUUUUAUCCCAAAGAACCUGGCGAAACCUUUACCGGAACCCUAUGCUAAUGCUCACCCACUACGCCAUCGCUAUCCUCCUUGCUGUUCUUUCCGGCUUUUUAUUCUACGGAUUGACCGACGAUAUAAAAGGCUUCCAAAACAGACUCGGCCUUUUCUUUUUCAUCCUCGCCUUGUUCGGCUUCAGCACUUUAACAAGUCUCACGGUGUUCUCAUCUGAGCGACUUCUGUUUGUACGGGAAAGAGCAAAUGGCUACUACUCGCCUAUUUCUUAUUUCGCGGCAAAAGUUGUCUUCGACAUUGUUCCCCUACGGCUCAUACCUCCAAUAAUCAUGGGAGCAAUCGUAUACCCCAUGACUGGCCUAACGCCGGCAUGGCCUGAAUUCCUCAAGUUCAUACUCAUCCUAGUGCUUUUCAACCUCGCCGCAGCCGCCAUAUGCCUGUUUAUCGGCAUCGUCUUCAAGGACGGCGGUGUUGCGAAUCUGAUCGGCAGCUUGGUGAUGCUUUUCAGCCUGCUCUUUGCAGGUCUGUUGCUCAACCACGAUGCAAUACCGAAGGCAGCACUGUGGCUGCAGACCCUCUCGAUCUUUCACUACGGUUUCGAGGGUCUCAUCGUCAACGAAGUCACAUUCCUUACUCUCGUCGAUCACAAAUACGGUCUCGAUAUCGAAGUGCCUGGCGCAUCUAUCUUGAGUGCGUUUGGGUUCGACAACCUCGCUUUGUGGAAGGAUGUCAUUGGUCUCGCCAUUUUCUCUGGCUCUUUCAUCGUGAUCGCCUAUGUCGCUAUGCAUGUAUUAUUGGUUGAGAGGAGGUAA